Pisolithus orientalis is the source of this 435-nucleotide messenger RNA. RefSeq lists its product as uncharacterized. Gene Ontology annotation, cellular component: plasma membrane; actin filament; site of polarized growth. The transcript has 5 exons. Bases 1 to 435 code for a protein of 144 amino acids. The record is from RefSeq and is a predicted model, not a curated record. Gene Ontology annotation, biological process: regulation of actin filament polymerization. Gene Ontology annotation, molecular function: actin filament binding. Lineage: Eukaryota; Fungi; Basidiomycota; Agaricomycetes; Boletales; Pisolithaceae.
AUGGCUGAUGUUUCCGACACCAAGAUUCAGGAAGCCUACGUGGACGUGCGCUCUGACAAAUCGGAUACCAACUGGCUGCUGCUUGAUUAUCAGUCCGAUCGCUCCGAUAGAUUGGUCCUCACGCGGACUGGCACUGGCGGCCUGUCCGAGCUCCGUGAUGCGCUAGAUGACUCCAAAGCCUCUUUUGCCUACGCACGUGUCACCUAUUCCAAUGACAAAGAAUCGCAGCGCGAGAAGUUCAUCCUCGUGGUUUGGAUUGGUUCAGGGUGUAAGGUUAUGCGGAAAGCCAAGAUUUCUGUCCACACUGCUGACGUCAAGGGGGUGUUGCGAGCUUACUCAAUAGAGGUUGCCGCCCGGGAGAGAGAUGACUUGCAAGAGGACCCUAUCGUUGUCAGACUGCGGAAAGCCGGUGGCGCCAGUUACGACGGAAUAUAG